AUGUCUAUUAGAAUUAUUGGAAUCGGUGAAUCAACAAGAGUUCUCCCGAUUAUUACAUGCCUUAAUGAAUUAGGUCUUCCUUUCGAACUCGAUCCUCCUAGUAGUUUAGCUGAUUUAAAAACAGAGGACUAUAUUGCUAAUAAACAUCCUUUCGGAAAAAUCCCUGUCCUUUAUGAUGGAGAUUUUAAAAUUACCGAAUCUCGUGCAAUUUGUCGUUACCUAGUAUCUAAAUACCAGGGCAAACAUAAUAAUACGGUGUUGAUCCCUAACGAUGUUCAUAAAGCCGGACUAGUCGACCAAUUUAUUUUUUAUGAAUCAUUUUACUAUGAUCCGGGGGUCUCAAAACUCUUAUUUCAAGAAGUAUAUUCUGAAAAAUAUCAUGGUAAAGCCUCGGACCCCGAAAUUGUCAAGCAAGCUCGUGAAGAAAUUGCCAAAGUUUUAGAUGUUUAUGAGAGGCUUUUAGAAGGAAAAGAAUAUUUAAAUGGUGAAUAUUCUUUAGCUGAUCUCCUUCACUGUCCUACUUUUCAUUUCUCCUGCGUUGUCGCCAAUCAUUCUGAUUUAUGGAAUGAAAGACCCAAUGUUAAAAAAUGGAAGGAUAGAUUGAUUAGUAGGGAUGCCUGGAAAAAGGCUGCUUCGGAAUAUAUCAAUAACUGA
This is a messenger RNA of Racocetra persica, 654 nucleotides long. NCBI's taxonomy places the organism in Eukaryota, Fungi, Glomeromycota, Glomeromycetes, Diversisporales, Gigasporaceae. The record is from the annotation of a GenBank genome assembly.